AUGAUCGCAACAUCGUCUUCGAGAACCCUCGUCUUGGCAGCGAGUCGAACUGCUUCGAGCGGCGGCAACUCUGCUUGUUGUCUAGCUGCACCCGUUGGUGUCUUCGCCGCUAGCCACAGCGCCUCCACUCAAUCGUCAUCUGCAUCCUCGAAGCGGAGCCUCUCGAGUAGUCGCAGAGUCAAGUUAGCUAGCUCUUCGCGGCUACAAAAAGCAGCGGAAGGCCCUUCAAGACGAACAGCCCCGCCAGCAACAACGCAGCUUUCACCAUUACAAUCUCCACGCACCUUCCUGCUCGAAGAGCUAGCGAAACGAGACCAUCCUUCAUACCUCGCGCAUCAUUUCUACCCAAAGCAUCUGCAGACACACUUUGCGGCCAUCCGAACAUUCAAUGUCGAAAUCGCUGGUCUGAAGGACACCGUCUCGAACGAGCUUCUGGGUCGAAUGAGAAUGGGUUGGUGGAGGGACGCAGUCCAGGGUGCAUACCAGAACCGACCGGCCAAACAUCCCGUCGUCCUAGCUCUGCGCGAUGCCUUUCAAGAUCCGGCCGUCAAGUCCAACGCUGCUGGUGGGCUGAUGCUCGACCACUUUCUUCGCAUCAUCGACAUCCGUGAAGCAGAUCUAGCAGACGAUUUCGCUGCACCGACCCUUGAGCAACUAGAGUCCUACUCAGAGUCCACUUCUUCACGGCUGCACUACCUUUCGCUCAACCUUCUUGGUGUACGCAGCGAUGCAAUGGACGAGCUUUUCUCUCAUCUCGGCAAAGUAUCCGGUCUCAGCCUCGCAAUCUCCUCCAUCCCAUACCACUCGCACCCAGCACCACACAUGCGUAACUCCAUCACCAAAGGCGCACGUAAGCUCGUCCUUCCCAGGGAAUUCGUCCACAAACACAAUGUCGUAGAGGAAGACGCCUUUCGCAACGGCCCACAAGCACACGGCUUUCGUGAUGCUGUUUUUGCACUAGCUACACGGGCGAACGACUACCUCAUCACAGCGAGAAAGAUGAUCAAGGACGACCUCGGAGGCAAGGUUCCGCAAGCCGUCGUACCGCCAUUGGUGGGCAUCGUUCCAGCAAGGUCCUACCUCGAAAGGCUGGAGAAAGCAGACUUCAACCCAUACGACGCAUCAUUACAGACGGGCAAACAUUGGAAGCUGCCAUGGGACAUGUGGCGGGCGAGUCGCAAGCGUACAAUCUGA
Molecule: messenger RNA, 1194 nt
Organism: Ustilago hordei
Lineage: Eukaryota; Fungi; Basidiomycota; Ustilaginomycetes; Ustilaginales; Ustilaginaceae
Exons: 1
Coding region: 1-1194 (397 amino acids)
Biological process (GO): biosynthetic process; mitochondrial respiratory chain complex I assembly
Cellular component (GO): mitochondrion
Source: RefSeq, a predicted model, not a curated record